Molecule: messenger RNA, 1174 nt
Organism: Lactuca virosa
Lineage: Eukaryota; Viridiplantae; Streptophyta; Magnoliopsida; Asterales; Asteraceae
Source: the annotation of a GenBank genome assembly
CAAAUACCCCUUUCCUCAUCUUCCUUACAUUUUUGGAUAUUUGACCACAGAAAGAUAGGAUGUGGAUGAUGGGUUACAAUGAAGCCGAAGACUUAAAUAUCAACAUGAUUGAAUCCUACACCAACAAUGGUAGUCGGAAGUUAAGACCACUGGUUCCAAGACCCAGUUGCGCCGCCGCCUCCUCCUCCCACCGCUUCCACUCCACUCAUCAUGAUCAUCAUCUCCUUCCUAUAAAUCAUCAUCUAGUGGCAGCUGAACAACACAAGAGAGAGUUUAAUUCACAACAGAUGGUGGUUAUAAGCUCACGGUGGAACCCUACGCCGGAGCAGCUGCAAACCCUGGAGGAGUUAUAUCGUCGAGGGACAAGAACACCGUCUGCCGACGAGAUCCAACACAUCACCGCCCAGCUCCGCCGGUAUGGAAAGAUCGAAGGAAAGAAUGUUUUCUACUGGUUUCAGAAUCACAAGGCCCGAGAACGCCAGAAACGACGCCGUCAGCUUGAUAACCCUACAACUGAUCUUCAUCAACCUCCAUAUUAUACCACUGAUAUUAACAACAUCAAUAUUGAUCGAUCUAUAGAACGCAAAGAUCCAGAGCUUAAUAGGACAAGCUAUGAAGUUGAAGAGACCAGAAACUGGGCAAUACCUACAUUUUCAGAGAAAGUGUUAAGAGAAAGAACGUCAAAACCAGAAUCUAGGGUGACGAGCAUAGCAGAUCAGGGACUGAUACCUGUUGAACAACAAGAUGAAGAAGGAAAUGAUCAGCUGCUGUUGCUACACCGUAGGAGGAAGAGCUUUCCUGAAAAGAAUGCCACGUGGAAGCACAUGAUGCAGUGUUUGUCAUCAUCUACUCCUCCCACCAACCAUAACUCCACCACCAUCGCCACCACCUGCAUACCUGCUACACCUGUUUCUAAAACGUCGUCGUACCUUGUCGUUUCGCCACAUAGUCACAGACAUCACCACCUCCAGCAUGACGUUGAAUCUUUCCAGACCUUAGAGCUGUUUCCGGUUAACAGCAACGGCCAUGGCAGGGAACAACCGGAUAAAUGUUUGCUUCCGACGAAUGACGUCAACCUCAGUCCUCGCCAGUUCAUCGAGUUCCUUCCGUUGAAAAAUUAGUCAAAUACUUCUAAUGCUAACUAUGUCUUAUUAUUUUACUAUUUGGCCCUUGU